AUGAAGAUUGCAACGGGUUGUAUGCAUUCUGCGGUCUCAGUAAAAAAGUAUACGGUGCCCCCUGGUUCCAGAAGACGACAAAAAAAGAUGCCAUCAUAUAUCCAAGUGGAAGCGGACGGAGGCCGGCGGGCCCCGUGGGAAGGCCAGCUGCAAGGCAAGGGGACCAGCGGCAGCAGGGCAUGGUGGGUGCUUGUCAAGGGUCGCUUGGACAGCCCAUGGGAGCCACACGAAGAGGAGGAGCUCGUGGCCUUCAUCGACGCCGGGAAGCCGACGGGCGAGGGCAAGGAGCUUGCAUGGCCGAGGCACGGGCGCGACGAGAAGUGGACCUGGAACAGGCUGCAGGUGACCGCGGUCCGCCAUCCUCCCCCUCACCCCCAUCUCAUCGGGGUAUACGCCCACACGAUCGAUAACUGCUGGCAGCACACCACGAGGCCUCGCAAGGGCAGUGCACCCCGCAUCGCCCCAGGUACGCGCCGUGGGCAUGACCAGGAGUGGACGCUUCUGGGCGGAGUGGAGGGAAAGGAGGGUCAUCCCACCAAAGAGUUCGAAAUCCACGUAGACUGCCAGCCCAGGAAGCCAGUUGUGUUCAUGUACUCCGACGGCGAGAUCACGCUGCUCUACCAGAAAGUCCAGUACAUCAUCAUGACGAAGUGGGAGUUCAACGACCGCGUCAUGAUGAUGUUGCUCAGCAAACGGUAUUUCAACAAGGUGUACUUUCAUCACUCUCACGGAGAGGGAGCCCUCCACGACAGAGAUCAUGCGCACAAGGUGCAGAAGGAAAAGGCUGAUUUGGCUGACCGCGUAAGGUGCUUGGGGAAGCUUCUUGACAGCAACGCUUCUCUCGACCUCCAGGCGUUCGUGUGCAAGACUGUGAUGGGAAUGAUGAGCGGCGAGGUGGACGAGGACGGGGAUCUCUGCACGCUGGCCCUCGAUUCCCUCGUGAAGCUGCUCAAGAAGAACAACCUGUUCAUUGCCACCUACGCCACCGCGGCGUUGGUGAACCUCAGCAAGGACCGGCCCGUCGUGAAGGGGAUCCUGCUCGGGAUGCACAUCGCGGACCUGUGCAUGAAGAAUUUGGACACCAGGGACGAGGACCUGAUGGUCUACACCCUGAUGCUGGUGGCCCACCUCACGAAGGCCGGCCUCGGAAACGGGGGCCGCGAGGCGUGCAGGGUUCCGAGGGCCGAGUCGGCGUUGGGCAUAAUCAGCCGUGCGCUCCUCGCGGCGCACGUCGGCGCAGCUCGCCUGCGCCUCCGCGCCGCCGCCGGUGAGCAAGCGAGGUACUACCGCUCGGACAGCAACAGCGACGCCGUCAUGUACAUAUACCCGAAGCGGGCGCAGAAUUUCCUCAUCGUCACCACGGACCUGGAGGAGAACCAGUACGACGACACCAACACGGUGCUGGUGUACGCCCUGAUCAGCAGGCAGGAGAGGGAGGCGUUCGAGCGCGAGGGGGUGCUCCCGCAGAGGAAGGUGGCCUGGACCGUCCUCGCCAUCGACAAGGGGAAGGGGCACGCCGCGACGCUGACGAUCGACGUGCUGGGAGCCGCGGGCGCAGGCGCGCAGAAGGCCGACCACGCGGUGACGCUGAGAGUGACGGUGGACCAGGGCGGCCAGCUCAAGGCGAAGGAUGCCAAGGGCGCGAGGGGCAAAAAGGAUGAGAAGGACGCGAGGUCUGAAAACAGAGCAAAGGAUUCAUGGCAAGAUACUGUCGAGGGCGACUACGUGUCGAUGAAGAAGACAGAGUUUGUGUUUGAGAAAAAAGGCCUUAAGAGGAAAGAGCAGGUGUACAUCAAGGCUCUGGACGGACCAAGAUGGUGGUGCAUCGGCAACAAGCUUCGAGAGAUGGACCCGUCGUGCUCGGUGAAUCACGACUACGAGGUCCCACAGAGGGAGUACGACGCUCCAUCCCACCCCGACGUCGUGGCCCACAACUGGAUAGAUCCCGCUGAUACCCCCGACGAGGAGGGAUACCCUCCGUUCGACAAGUGGGAGAUGACAAAGGUUGAUGCGUUCCAUGAGACUCCACGGGUCACCACACACGUGCUCCACUCCAAGGAGAAGUUACUCGUGCAGCUCUGUAUUGUUAUUGGCCAGCUCGCCAACGAGGAACACUAUCGGGCCCUCUUUCUGUACCACUACAUGCCAAUUGAAUACGGUUCUGAAGUUCGGGAGAACAAGCACACGAUGGAUUGUUUGCUGUUCAUGUUCCACCAGGUUGCCAGCAUCGGAGACAUUCUGAAUGACGUGACAUUCAACAAGCUGAAGCAUCAAGCCCCCUUGAGCAAGGUAGUCUUCGCGAUGAAGCAGCUCUGCGCGAACGACACGGAGCAGAAGAAGAAGGUCGGCAAGAGCGUCAUCGUGCCGCUGGUGCGGUGCCUGCACACCUGCCACCCGGCGAAGGAUAAGCUGCUCACGGAGCUCGUCUUCCAGAGCUUCACGCUGCUCCAGAUGACGUUGUCCGCCGUCUGGGAGAACAUGCAGCUGUUGCUCAGCGUUCAUCGGGGGGAGAACGAGUCCAAGCUGGAGGACGCGAAGGACCUCAAGAAGGAGACGAGCAACUAUGCGGUCGAGGCUCUCUCCAGGACUUGAAAUUCGCCGACUUCCACAAUACAUCGAUAGGGCAGGAGAGUUGGGAGGCCAAGGUCGACAUGAUGAUUGCAGACAUCUACGCUGUCCAUUGCAGGCUAAAGCAGUCCUGAAAAGCCGAACCAGCGCUCGCGCGCGUGAUGGCAAGGUGGAGAUUGAUGUGCCUUGCGUCCUGCGGAAAA
Prorocentrum cordatum is the source of this 2771-nucleotide messenger RNA. The record is from the annotation of a GenBank genome assembly. NCBI's taxonomy places the organism in Eukaryota, Dinophyceae, Prorocentrales, Prorocentraceae.